This is a messenger RNA of Penicillium pulvis, 312 nucleotides long. RefSeq names its product DUF2406 domain-containing protein. The record is from RefSeq and is a predicted model, not a curated record. Lineage: Eukaryota; Fungi; Ascomycota; Eurotiomycetes; Eurotiales; Aspergillaceae. The coding region runs from base 1 to 312 and encodes 103 amino acids. The transcript has 3 exons.
AUGGGUUCAUCACGAUCAUCCAGUGAGCGCACUGGCUCCAUGCACUCUGCAGAUAUGCCCAAAAAGGUAUUACAAACCAAGGCGGACCCCAACUUGGCCCUUCAUGAAGCCCAGCCGAUGUCAUUGGGCAAUCACGGGGACUAUAAUACUUCUUCCCUGGGAAGCAUUCAACACAAAGAUCGAGAAGGUAAAAUCAUCGCGGACCCCGAUCGUUGCAACCCAACCCGGAAUCGUCUAGAGCGGCCGUUAGAUACGAUUCGAUCCUUCCAGUCUGCCAUUGAUGCGCACCGGAAACAGAACCUCCAAGUGUGA